Molecule: messenger RNA, 462 nt
Organism: Helobdella robusta
Lineage: Eukaryota; Metazoa; Annelida; Clitellata; Rhynchobdellida; Glossiphoniidae
Exons: 6
Coding region: 1-462 (153 amino acids)
Source: RefSeq, a predicted model, not a curated record
AUGACCAUGAUCGACAGUAUCAAAUGCAGGCAAGAUGAAGAAAAAGAUUUCAAAAAAAUUAGAAAUUUCAGAAUGGAAGGAAAAAAAAUUACUAAAGAACUUGUGGAAAUUACUGCUUUAGACCAAAUCUUUAUUAAGAUCAGUUCACUGAUGAGACACUUGGAAAGAACACAUUUGGAAGCUAAAGUUGAGGAUGUCUCUUUGACCUCUCCACUUUUAUUGUUAGAGUGUUUUACAGGUUCCGGUUCCAGUCAAUGCAACAAAAAUAAUAUUGUUAUUCAAGGUCGAUUGUUUACAACAAGCAUUGCGGUUCCUGGCUCAAUAUUGAAUAAUGCCCAGUCUGCUGAGUUGAAAACUUAUUUGGUUGGACAAUUGUUCUUCAAGAUUUUCUUCACUAAUGUUGACGCAGUUUUCAUUGCUUUAAUAUGUUUCAAUGAUAAAUUUCAUCGUUUCAUCUACUGA